Messenger RNA from Marmota monax (woodchuck), 4003 nucleotides. It is a transcript of the gene Cant1, whose product is annotated as calcium activated nucleotidase 1. The transcript is spliced from 4 exons. Gene Ontology annotation, molecular function: UDP phosphatase activity; calcium ion binding; GDP phosphatase activity. The record is from RefSeq and is a predicted model, not a curated record. NCBI's taxonomy places the organism in Eukaryota, Metazoa, Chordata, Mammalia, Rodentia, Sciuridae. Gene Ontology annotation, biological process: proteoglycan biosynthetic process. The coding region runs from base 1076 to 2281 and encodes 401 amino acids.
CCUCCCGUCGGCCUGGUGGGAGGCCCGCCCGGCUCUCACGGGACCCUGCGCGGGGACGUCCCCUUCCCUCCUCGCCACCCGGAACCCAGGCCUGCUCCGGCCUGUGCCGCGCCUCUCCCGACUGACGGGCGACGCCCCUUCCCACCUGUCACGCCGCAUCCUGCUCCGCCCCAGUUCUCGCUCGCUCUUCCUUACCCAGGACCCCGUAGCCAAGGCCCAGCCUUCCUCUAGGCAGCACAUCUCAUUCCAUCUUUUACUCGCAAACUGUCCUCCCUCCCCGCCGUUUCUGUCCCUCCAGUCUAGCCCGAGUCUCCCAUCCCUGGGGACUGGCACCCCUUUCCCAUUCUUGUGGCUUGGUGCCUUUGCUUCUCUCCGUCUGAACAGUUCUCGUUUCCCUUUGUUCCUAGGUCUAGCCCAGGGCCACCGUGAUCUCUCUUCCAUGUACCUCCAGCAAACUCUUUUUCCCCUAGGCAUCUUCUCCCCUUCAGGAAAACUGGUCCCUUAGCAUGCCAGCUCCAUUUCUCUUUCCCUUCUGGGGUUUGCUUGGCAUCGUCUUCCACCAUGUUCUCAACGCUGCACAGGAUUGGAACCUGAGUCUGCUGGUGUCAAGGGGAUUUGACUGGCCAAAACUUGAGAAAAGCACCAGAUCUCAGAAGGACCUGUGUGACAAGGGAGCAUGUGCUGCAGCCUUGAAGGAGCCGAAUUGGCAGCUCCUUCCUGUUGUGAGCAUGUUGGCUGAGGACUGUCCUCCUGGUCUGGGGUGCAGACCCUUCUUCUAGCUCCUCCUUAGGUCUCAGCAUAACAGUUCAGCUGGAGCCUGUUGGCAUAGUGGUCUCCCUGGGGCCUCUACCCACUGCCCUCAGUGAGCCUUCUCUGUGUGCCCAAAAACCCUGUAGAAAGCAGAUUGGAGGAGCCAGCCUGCUCUCUGGAUGAGGCAAGGGUUUCCUGUCGCAUGUGGCCCAGCGUGUCCUCAGGAAGAGAACUCAAGUGAAGCACAGAUUUGUCUAGGCAUUGUCACAAGGCCACCACAACCGUCUAGGAACAAUACUCUAGGUUCUGCUCGGUGCUCAGUCUGAUGCCCAUCCAGCCCUCUGACCACCUGGAAUGGAAUGAGCCUAUGCACUCCCUCCGGAUAAGUGUGGGGGGACUUCCUGUGCUGGCGUCCAUGACCAAGGCUGCAGAUCCCCGCUUCCGUCCCCGCUGGAGGGUGAUCCUGACAUCCUUCGUGGGCGCAGCCCUCUUCUGGCUGCUGUACUCCCACCGCCCAGCCCCAGGCAGGACUCUUGCUCACAAUGCACACAACUGGAGACUUGGCCAGAUGCCUGCUGCCCACUACAAUGACACCUACCCCCUCUCGGCCCCCCAGAGGACACCAGGUGGACUUCGGUACCGAAUUGCAGUCAUUGCUGACCUGGACACAGAGUCUAAGGCCCAGGAGGAAAACACCUGGUUCAGUUACCUGAAGAAGGGCUAUCUGACCCUGUCAGACAGUGGGGAUAAAGUGACCAUUGAGUGGGACAAAGACCAUGGGAUCCUAGAGUCCCACCUGGCAGAAAAGGGAAGGGGCAUGGAGCUCUCUGAUCUGGUCGUCUUUAAUGGGAAACUCUACUCUGUGGAUGACCGCACGGGGGUCAUCUACCAGAUCGAAGGCACGAAGGCUGUGCCCUGGGUGAUUCUGUCUGAUGGCGAUGGGACCGUGGAAAAAGGCUUCAAAGCUGAGUGGCUGGCUGUGAAGGACGAGCACCUGUACGUGGGCGGCCUGGGCAAGGAGUGGACCACCACCACCGGGGAGGUGAUGAAUGAGAACCCCGAGUGGGUGAAGGUGGUGGGCCACAGGGGCAGUGUGGACCACGAGAACUGGGUGUCCAGCUACAAUGCCCUGAGGGCCGCCGCUGGGAUCCGACCCCCAGGCUACCUCAUUCAUGAAUCUGCCUGCUGGAGCGACACCCUGCAGCGCUGGUUCUUCCUGCCUCGCAGGGCCAGCCACGAGCGCUACAGUGAGAAGGAAGAUGAGCACAAGGGCACCAACCUCCUCCUGAGCGCGGCCCAGGACUUCGGGGACAUCUCCGUCCGCCGUGUUGGGGAGCUGGUCCCCACACAUGGCUUCUCAUCCUUCAAGUUCAUCCCCAACACUGACGACCAGAUAAUCGUGGCCCUCAAGUCUGAAGAGGACACUGGCAUCAUCGCCAGCUACAUCAUGGCCUUCACGCUUGAUGGGCGCGUCCUCCUCCCAGAGACCAAGAUAGGAAGUGUGAAGUAUGAAGGAAUAGAGUUCAUAUAGAUUAAAAUGCUCCCAGCGCCAGCAAGGCUGAGCAGGGCCUCUGGUUCUGUAAAGCCCAGGGGACUCACUUCUGUUGUCUUCUCUUUGUAACCAUGAGGUGCGUAUCUGGCUUCGUCCCCAGAGCAGGGAGUUCAGUCCCUGGCGGGGAGCAGCCCGAGGUUGUGAGCGGCAGGGAGGCCGCCCGGCCCUGGCCAGCUCCCAGCUCUGCACUGCCGGGCGGCUGCAGAGACGGACCGCUGCAGGCAUCUUGAUCUGGGCCGCCGGCCGCCCGCCAGGUUCUGCCCCCCUCUGGCCCACAUGGCCUCCCGGGCUUGCCUUUCCCUGUGCUCUCUGUGUAGUCGGUGCUUCAGGAGCACCUAGGGCACUGAAGCAGGUGCCCUGUCUUGGAGACCACAGGGAGUGGAGGCAGGCCUGCUGUGAGGAGCUCCCAGCUACCCCCACCCUCCUCUCAAACCCGGGCAUCCAUUCCAUGCGCCCCCAGAUCCUUGGAAAGUAAAUGUUUACACUGCAGGAUGCAUGGAGCAUGGUGGCCUCUGGGGACACCUGCCCACUGCUGACUGGCACCCUGCAAGGUUGCUCCCAGCCACCCCACAGCCAAGGACCCUGCUUCCUCCCUUUGGGAAUGUUCUAUGGCUGUGUAGCACUGUGAGGUUUUAAUUAUUAACUUAUUUUUACUAAAGUAGUUUCCUCUCUUAUCAAACAGAAUCACCAAAUCUCACCCCACAGAGCAAAGUCACAGUGAAUAAAUUUGCCACCAGCGGCAGGAAGUUGUCACUAAGCAGCCACAGGUGGCAAAGCCAGUUUACAGUGGUGUCUGAGUGCUUGGCUCGCGGCCAUUCCCUGGCAGCUUUCAGAAGGUGCCUUGCCCUUCAGGACUCUCACGGAUGACUUGAAUGUCUCGUUCCCUGACCCAGGAGGCACCCUAGUUCUGGCCGGCCAGCAGCUGACCCUUGACCAGGGCAGCUUUGUUCUGGAGGUUGUCCUGCCACCCCCUGAGUUUCUCUCCAUGGCCUUCCUCCUCCCUGUGGGAGUUUUGCAGCCUCCUCUCUGUGGAAGCUUCGCACAGACUUGGCUCCUUGUUGGUCCCUGUUGUCUCUUCCCAGUGCUGGGGAGGUGGGGGUGGUUGGGGACAGAGGUAAGGCAGGACUAAGCCAAGAAGGGAUGAGUCCAUUCAUCAUGGCAUCCCUGCCUGGCUGCCCCACCCUGCGACAGAAGCUCGGCGGUGGUGGGAGGGACCCUUGGCUGCAUCUGGCCCUGUGCUGACCCUUGCAGACCUCUUCUACUUGGAAACUGGGACAGUCCCCUGCCGGACUCUGGUGAGACGUCCUGCACAGCUUGGUCCUCCUGCUGUAGGAGAAGCAGCAGAGCAAAGACGCUCGACUGAACGUGAUGUUUCUCCAAGCCGGGCUUCCUUGGGCGCAGCCACGAUCCCGCUCUCCUGCCUUUGCCUGGCGGGCUUCUGAGCUGCCACCCCCUGAGCGUUGAUGCCAUCAGAGCUGUUCUUUAAAACAGAAUCAAGACAUCCAGAGGCCGGGCAGUCGCUAGCUUGAGGCGCUCUUGAUGUGUUAUGGGGCCCCUGGGCCACAGGCCUGGUGUGCGAGUGACUUCCAGAGACCUUGAAGCCAGCCUUCCCUGUCCCCGUGUUCGCUGCUGUCAGCAUGAUGAUUGUUUCCUUCCCUUUGUCCGUUUGUUUCAUAAACAAUAAAGCGCAAGGGAACGUGA